Molecule: messenger RNA, 1359 nt
Organism: Prorocentrum cordatum
Lineage: Eukaryota; Dinophyceae; Prorocentrales; Prorocentraceae
Source: the annotation of a GenBank genome assembly
AUGCGCGCCGUGGCUGCCGCGCGGGGCGCCCUCGCGCGCGCCGCCGCGCGGCGCCCCGGCGCCCCGCCCGUCGCGGGGCGGCAAGGGGCGCAGGCCGGCGGUGCCUCGGCGUACGCGCCCGUCACACAGGCCGGGCGGCUGCUGCUCGCGCGCGGGGCGGACGAGCCGGGGCGUCCUCCGGAGGAGACGCGCUCGGGGCUGCGCGGCUGGCCGCCUGCCGCCCCGGCGAGCCGGGGCCCUGGCUCCCGGGCGCCCGGCCCAGGCCGCACCAGCUCGGCGACAGGGACAUGCCCUGAGCCAGAGCCCCGUGUCAUCUGGGCUGAGCAUCUGCUGCGGGAGAUGAGCAACUUCCCAUCGGUGCCCUCGCAUCCUUCCCCUUCGGUCCAUCUUUGGCCGCUUUUGCUGGCCGCGCCCCGCUCGCACGCUGCCGGCAUGGCCUCCCGAGUCCCUUUGCAUCCCGGCUUGGCUGGAUCCCGGCUUGUUCUGGCGCCCCGCUGUGGGACGGCGCGGCUCCGCAGCCGCCGCUGGCCGCCAGCUGUGCGGGCGCGCCCUCGCGUCGGAGGCGGCGAGAAGGGCGCAUCGCCCAGGGGAGAGCAGCACAUUCGGGGGCCGCCGGCUUGGGAUCGCGUCGCUCACGCGUCUCCGGAGCCUCCGAUCGCCCCUGUCUUCGACGAGGCCCCCCGGGCCCAACGCGUGCAACGCCCGCCCUGGGUCCAUCCGCCCCUGCCGUCCGCCCCGAUCGCCUCGGCGCGGCUGCGCGGCGGCUCGGUGGCGCGCGGGUCGGCUCGCGGCGGCCGCGGCGGCCGCGGCGCCGCGUGCCGCGCCACAGCCCGGCAGCUCAUCCUCUGCCGCGCGCUCGGGGCAGCACGGACCCUCGCCCGGGGGCGGCGCGCCCUGGACGCCCCGUGCAGGCGUCCCUCCCUGCGUGUGACGCUGGCCGGCGUCCGAGCGCCACUUGGCCUCGUCACCGCAUUGUCUCAUCUGACCUAGUUGCUGGGAGCAGCAGCUCUUACAUCCAGCACUGCGCAGUCGUGUGCGGGCACCAGCUCGCGCUGGCGCUCGCCGACGACCGCACGUUUAAAGUGAUGCACCGCUCCGCCGCAUUCCGCCACCUCUGGCGUGGCCUCACACGCGGGAGAGCCACGGGCCACCCGCGCCCGCAACUGUACAGAGGCAGAUCGCCGAGCGUCUUGCUGAGCAUUGCCGCGGACUGCUUGUGAGUAUCAAGAUGCGUCCAAGCAUUUGAAGCAUGAUUUCGGACCUCGAUGGGCAGCGUCUGCGCGCCGAGCCGAAAAGGCUGCCGCGCACCCCUCGCAUCUCCCUUCUGCCCCAGACACUUCAUUCUAAGCAGCCGCACCG